Messenger RNA from Mucor velutinosus, 1419 nucleotides. RefSeq names its product HIR complex subunit (gene HIR1). Gene Ontology annotation, molecular function: NAD binding; UDP-glucose 6-dehydrogenase activity. Gene Ontology annotation, cellular component: nucleus. Gene Ontology annotation, biological process: glycosaminoglycan biosynthetic process. The record is from RefSeq and is a predicted model, not a curated record. The transcript is spliced from 4 exons. Lineage: Eukaryota; Fungi; Mucoromycota; Mucoromycetes; Mucorales; Mucoraceae. Bases 1 to 1419 code for a protein of 472 amino acids.
AUGGUCGCUGUCAAGAACAUUUGUUGUGUGGGUGCUGGCUAUGUCGGUGGUCCCACUUGUGCUGUCAUUGCCUACAAGUGUCAUCAUAUCAAGGUUACUAUCGUCGACUUGAACCAAGCUCGUAUCGAUGCCUGGAACUCUGACAAGCUUCCUAUCUACGAACCUGGAUUGGAGGACGUUGUCUUUGACCGUCGUGGUAAGAACUUGUUCUUCACCACUGAUGUCGAUGCUGCCAUCCAAGAGGCCGAUUUGAUCUUUGUCUCUGUCAACACACCUACCAAGAAGGCUGGUUUGGGUGCCGGUAUGGCUGCUGAUCUUGCUUACAUUGAAGGCGCUACUCGUCGCAUUGCCGAAGUUGCUACCAGCUCCAAGAUUGUUGUUGAGAAAUCCACUGUCCCUUGUCGCACUGCCGAAAGCAUGCGUACCAUCCUUGAAGCCAACUCUACUGGCGAGAUCCACUUUGAUAUUCUGUCUAACCCUGAAUUCUUGGCAGAAGGCACUGCCAUCAAGGAUCUCCUCAACCCCGACCGUGUAUUGAUUGGUGCUCUCCAAACACCUGAAGGUAUUGCUGCUCAAACUGCUUUAGCUGAGGUCUACACCAACUGGGUCCCUGAGGACCGUGUUAUCACUACUAACCUCUGGUCUUCCGAACUCUCCAAAUUGGCUGCUAAUGCCAUGCUUGCUCAACGUAUCUCAUCUAUCAAUGCCCUCUCUGCUAUCUGUGAGGCCACUGGUGCUGAUGUCGAUGAGGUUGCUUAUGCUUGUGGUCGCGAUACCCGUUUAGGUUCCAAGUUCUUGAAGGCCUCCGUUGGUUUCGGUGGUUCUUGUUUCCAAAAGGAUAUCCUCAACUUGGUCUAUCUCUCUACACAACUCAACUUGCCCGAAGUCGCUGAAUACUGGAAGCAAGUCUAUACCUUGAACGAAUAUCAAAAGAAGCGUUUUGUCAAGAAGAUCAUCUCUACUCUCUUCAACACCAUCACCAACAAGCGUAUUGCCGUUCUCGGUUUUGCUUUCAAGAAGGACACUGGUGAUACCCGUGAGUCUGCUGCCAUCACUUUGAUCAAGGACUUUAUUCAAGAACAAGCCCAUGUUGCCAUCUACGAUCCCAAGGUCGAACACGAACAAAUCUACAUGGACCUCACUGAACCCACUGUUGCCGAUAGCCGCAAGCAAGUUGAAAAGAGCAUUACCAUCUGCUCAAGUGCCUACGAGGCCGCCAAGGAUGCUGAUGCUGUUGUCAUUGUCACCGAAUGGGACGAAUUCAAGUCAGAUGCUCUUGAUUAUCAAAAGAUCUACGACAACAUGCACAAGCCCGCUUUCUUGUUUGACGGUCGUUUGUUGUUGGAUGCUGCUGAACUUCGCAAGAUUGGUUUCAAGGUUCACAUCAUUGGUAAGAAUGAGCUUGCUGGUACCGCUUAA